AUGGGGUAAUGUUCAUGUCAAGAAUAAAUUCCUGUUAUUAGUGAGGUUCCUCCUAUAAAUUUGUUUCAGAAACCAAUAAUGAUUACAGAAGAAUAGAUUAAUGGAAAUUAGGCGACCCAUCCUUUGGAGGUGGACAAAGCAUUUUCUCAAGCUAAAACUAAAUAAAUGGAAGAUUCUGAAGAGCUAGAAUUCCAUAGACCUAAUAAGACAGAAGCUUGGGAAACAACUAAAUUAUUUGAAACAAUUUCUGAAAAAGUUAGAGUAAAAAAUGUUUAGCUUAAACAUUAUAGGAAUUAUAGAACUAAUUACCACCUUUAGAACUAGAAGAUAGAGAAGGGUAUUUUUAUGGAGUUUAUGAGCUCAAAAAUGGAUCCUUAUAUCAAGGCACUUGGAUUGAAGGCUUAAAAGAAGGAAAAGGUAGUAAUAGCUAAUAAAUUUAGGUGCAUAGAUUAUGAAGAAUGGAGCAUUAUAUGAAGGUUAUUUCGUUAAAGGAAAAUCUAAUGGUAAAGGUAGAAUGUUGUAUCCCGAUGGAGAUUAUUAUGAAGGUGAAUGGUUAGAUGAUUAACGUAAUAAAUUUCUCAAAUUUUAGUUCAUGGAUAUGGGGAGUACUAUCAUUUCGAUGGAACCAAGUAUAAAGGAAAUUGGAUAAAGGAUAAAUAGAAUGGAUAUGGGGAGGAGUAUUUUAAAGAUUCUUCAAACUUUAAAGGAUAAUUUUAGAAUGGUAAAAAAUUCGGAGAAGGAAUAUUUACAUUUCCAGAUGGUUCAUAAUAUGAAGGUCAAUUUAAAAAUAAUUAUUUUUCAGGCAAGGGGUAUAUAUAUUAAUGUAUUAUUUACAGUAAAUACACUUGGCCUAAUACUAAAUAAUAUAUUGGUUUAUGGGAAUCAAGUAAAAUGAAUGGAUAAGGUAUAAUGAUUUGGUAAGAUGGAACUCGAUAUGAAGGAUCAUAUUUAGAUGAUAAAAAACAUGGAUUCGGAACUAUUACAUGGCGUAUCUUAAUAUGUUUAUUAAUAUUUAGCUGAUUCUCGAUGCUAUUCAGGUUAGUGGUAAAAUGGUAAAAUGCAUGGAAUAGGACAAUAUACUAGUUCGACUGGAUAAACAAGGAAAGGAGAAUGGUCUAAUGGGAAAAGGCUUAAAUGGAUUUGA
Messenger RNA from Paramecium primaurelia, 1144 nucleotides. NCBI's taxonomy places the organism in Eukaryota, Ciliophora, Oligohymenophorea, Peniculida, Parameciidae. The record is from the annotation of a GenBank genome assembly.